AUGAGGGCAUGCGACCUCUGCCGAAAGAGGAAGAAGCAAUGCAAGCUUCAGGAUGGCGCGUCGUCCUGCAUGACUUGCCAAGGACUAGGUAUCUCCGCAUGUACCUUUUUAGAGCCUCCCCCGCCCAAGAGGCGUGCAAUAGCUCCCGAUGAGUCUGGAAAGCUCAGUGUUGAGCAACAAAGAGCGACCGCACCCAACACUUCUAGACCAGCUCGACCGCAGAGACUCGCAUCAACGUCACCUUCUCAACUUCCAUCCAAGCAUGAUGAUGGACAUCCUUUCAAUUAUCCACAUAAUUCACUGCUUACAUCAACACUUGGCCUCGAGAAGGGCCGGUUCUCCGAGCUCAUUGGACCCGGAGGAGAACAUGACUGGCAAUUACUUCGCAGUUGUUCUAUUGGACAGUCAGAACAAGCAGCUACCACUGACCAGGGCGUUACUUCUCUACAUGCCUCCGGUGCGAGAGCAAUGCGUAAAGUCCGUGAAGGGGUAUUGUUUCAAAUGAUCCCGGAUACGGCAUCUGGUCAGCAAGCAGGAAAGAACGAAAAGCCCGACGCAGUCGACAUUGAUAGCAUAGAAGCACUUGCCCAUCCUCAUGGACCUGCUUUAGUCAAUCUGUACUUCCGCAUUAUCCACCCAUCAUUUCCAAUCCUUCAUAAGGAAGUCUUUAUCGAAAAGUACAACCGGACUUAUCGAGAAAUUGUGCCACAUUUACUGGCGGCUGUCUACGCCCUUGCUGUGCGCUGGUGGCCUUAUGAUGCAGACCUUCUUCUGGCGGAGAAGGUAGACGAGGCUGCUCUUGUCAAGAUCGCUUAUCAAUCCGUGCAGGAUGCAAUGCACCGUCCACGGCUGAACACCAUUCAGGCCGGGCUUCUACUCUUACAACGAGGUCGAGACGCUUCCUCACCGGACAACUCUUGGACGUGGGCGUUCACAUCUUCGCUUAUCGGGUUGGGUCAACAUCUAGGACUUCAUCUAGACUGUACUGACUGGACUAUACCGGAGUGGGAAAAAGGCCUUCGAAGAAGACUGGCCUGGGCAUUAUUCAUUCAAGAUUCCUUCUCUGCAAUGGUAUUCGGCCGACCUUGUCUUGUUUCGCCGACUGAGUGGGCCGUUAUGCCUUUGCAGGAUCGUGACUUCUCAGAGAACACUGAAGACGAGUCUGCCAGCAGACAUGGCGGUGGUAGUGCGAGCAUACAACAUGGAAAGCUUCUGUUCAUUGAACUUGCUAAACUGAGUACGAUCACGGCUCGUGUGAUGCGUCAAUUAUACUCUGUCCAGGCUAUGGCCACCAUUACCCAGCCUCAGCAGGUGCUCGCCCUUUCAAAGCCCAUUCAGGAUGACCUAGCCAAUUUGCUCAAGAGCUUAAAUCCCAAUCUCAACGUGGAUAACCUCCAGCAAGGCCGGCUUUGCGUGAACGGCCUUUUCCAUCUCGCCCUUCACGCUACCACCACCGUCCUCCAUCGUCGAAUGGUAUGGGCAAUCCAAGGCUGUUCUUCCGGUAUAGACCCUCACUUCACCCAGUCCCUUCGAGCCUCCCAACGACGGCAUGUGUAUAAUCUGGUGCAGCUCAUGUCUCGGUUACAACCCGAGCACAUGGAAGCGUUCUGGUUCUCUGCUGCCGGUGGCUGUGGCGUGAUUCUUGGUAGUUUUCUGGGACUUCUUCGGGUGACCAGCGCGACUUUCGAGGAAUCUGAGGAGCUCAAGGGUCUCAUGAAUGACUUUGAAUGGCAACUUCGAAUCAAGGCGAAAAUGGGCGAGUGGGUUCUAUACACGCUCACGCGAUUAAAGGCCCUGGGCUGGGACGAGUGGAAGUCACUGGAGCUUGAGCUUGGCGCCAUUGCAACGAAUGAUUACCGGCAUGAGACCAAUAUGGCAGACACAGAAGUUCGGGCUGACCUCCCGUUUGCCUCAGCGAUGGAUAACGGGUUAUCGAUCGUGACGCCAGAAGAGAACAAUUCCACCUCAUGGCUAACGGAGGAUCUUGGGGAGUUCAUAGUCCCGUCUUGGGAAUUUGGAGGAUCAUGA
Molecule: messenger RNA, 2028 nt
Organism: Penicillium cataractarum
Lineage: Eukaryota; Fungi; Ascomycota; Eurotiomycetes; Eurotiales; Aspergillaceae
Exons: 1
Coding region: 1-2028 (675 amino acids)
Biological process (GO): DNA-templated transcription
Cellular component (GO): nucleus
Molecular function (GO): DNA-binding transcription factor activity, RNA polymerase II-specific; DNA binding; zinc ion binding
Source: RefSeq, a predicted model, not a curated record